CGACGUUUUUCAGGAAAAAAUAAUUUGGAAACGCCGGCGUGACCUUUAAAUAAACCAUAUAUUUAUUUGCGUACACGAAAUUCAGUGAUCACACACUUACCAUGGGAAUUUUGGGCUUAUCAAAGCUCAUAGCGGACCUGGCGCCCCAGGCCAUACGUGAGAGUGAAAUGAAGCAUUUCUUUGGACGUAAGGUGGCUAUCGAUGCCAGUAUGUGCUUGUACCAGUUCCUCAUAGCAGUGCGGUCGGAGGGAGCUCAGCUGGCGACAGUCAACGGAGAUCCCACGUCCCAUUUGAUGGGCAUGUUUUAUCGCACCAUCCGACUACUGGACAACGGAAUAAAGCCUGUGUAUGUGUUUGAUGGUAAGCCUCCAGAUUUGAAGUCCGGGGAAUUGGCCAAGCGUGCCGAGCGCCGUGAGGAGGCGGAGAAGGCCCUAAAGGCUGCCACGGACGCCGGCGAUGACGCGGAGAUCGAGAAAUUCAAUCGUCGCCUGGUUCGAGUGACCAAAGAGCAUGCUCGCGAAGCCAAGGAACUGCUGUCCCUGAUGGGAGUUCCCUAUGUAGACGCCCCCUGUGAGGCAGAGGCACAGUGUGCAGCGCUCGUCAAGGCUGGAAAGGUGUAUGCCACGGCGACGGAGGAUAUGGAUGCGCUGACAUUUGGGUCAACAAAGCUGCUUAGGUAUCUCACAUACAGCGAGGCGCGCAAGAUGCCCGUCAAGGAGUUUAGCUACGACAAGCUGCUCGAGGGUCUAGAGGUCAACAACCGCGAGUUUAUCGAUCUAUGCAUCCUCCUGGGCUGCGACUACUGCGAGAGCAUCAAGGGCAUCGGCCCGAAACGUGCAAUAGAGUUGAUCAACAACUAUAGGGAUAUUGAGACCAUACUGGAUAACCUGGACACUAGCAAGUACACGGUGCCUGAGAACUGGAACUACAAGGUGGCGCGCGAGCUUUUCAUUGAGCCGGAGGUGGCCGAUGCCUCUGCCAUUGAUCUCAAAUGGACGGAACCCGACGAAGAGGGACUGGUCAAGUUCCUCUGCGGGGACAGGCAGUUCAGUGAGGAGCGUGUUCGCAACGGUGCCAAAAAACUUUUGAAGUCCAAGCAUGCUCAGACCCAAGUGCGACUGGAUAGCUUCUUUAAAACAUUGCCCAGCACACCGAAUGCCGUGCAUGCAGCCAAGCGCAAAGCCGAGGAGGCAAAAAAGAGUGCCAACAACAAGAAGGCCAAAACCAGCGGCGGUGCCGCACGUGGCAGAAGACCCAAAUAGUUUUUCUCUACAAAAACGUACAAUUUCUUUAAUCUUAACUUAAACAUAUUUAAAGCCUACAAUUAAUAUUAUAACUACAUCGAUUUGAGCUUA
Messenger RNA from Drosophila persimilis, 1355 nucleotides. RefSeq names its product flap endonuclease 1 (gene Fen1). Gene Ontology annotation, molecular function: 5'-3' exonuclease activity; magnesium ion binding; 5'-flap endonuclease activity. Gene Ontology annotation, cellular component: nucleus. The transcript has 2 exons. Bases 102 to 1262 code for a protein of 386 amino acids. Lineage: Eukaryota; Metazoa; Arthropoda; Insecta; Diptera; Drosophilidae. The record is from RefSeq and is a predicted model, not a curated record.